Messenger RNA from Labrus mixtus (cuckoo wrasse), 5948 nucleotides. RefSeq names its product spermatogenesis associated serine rich 2 (gene spats2). Gene Ontology annotation, cellular component: cytoplasm. The coding region runs from base 342 to 1817 and encodes 491 amino acids. Gene Ontology annotation, molecular function: protein binding. The record is from RefSeq and is a predicted model, not a curated record. The transcript is spliced from 13 exons. Lineage: Eukaryota; Metazoa; Chordata; Actinopteri; Labriformes; Labridae.
ACUACUUGGCAGUGAAGACGACUGGCGACAGGAGCUGCGGCAACCCGUUACCAGAAUCUACUGUGCAGUUUUUUUUCCUCCAACACCAAAUUUGGAUCAACUGAGCGGAGAAACAGGAGGAAAUCCUGAAUCCUAGCCUAAAUGGUGAAGACGUGAUCCGAGCCUCAUUCUUCCAACCUUCCUGCCAGAUAGUUGAAAGCCUUGUUGGCAUCUUCUCUAAAAGUGAAAGUAACCAAAACGAGGAGCUCUUUUUCAAACACCGGCCUCAAUCUAUCUGAAGGGUUAGAACAGUGUGAAGAAGUAUAUGACACAGCGUUUCCUGGACACUUCUGUGUGACAACAUGGCAAAGAAGAACAGCCAGAGGGAUACGUCCGGAGUCGUGUUUGACACUCGCUCAAAGAUGGUGAUGUCCCAGGGAGGAACAGCUGAGAGGAUGAAGGAGAAGAUCAGUGCUGUCAGGGCAGUCGUCCCCAACAAAAGCAACAAUGAGAUCGUGCUGGUGUUACAACAUUUUGAGAACAGUGUGGACAAGGCCGUCCAAGCUUUCUUAGAAGGCAGUGCAGUGGAGAUCCUGAAGGAGUGGAAUGUCACCGGUAAAAAGAAGCCCAAGAAGAAAAAGAAGCCCAAGCCUCAGGUCGAGGCCACGGCAGAGCCCGCUCCGCCAGAUGCAGAAUUGCCCGAGGAGGGCAAAGACGAGAUGAACGGCUUUCAUGCCAACGGAUCGGUAAUGGACGGAGAUUCAAUUGAUUCUCUGAGUGAACAGUUGGACUCUGCCUCCCUGGAUGCAGCCGAGCUGGACUCUGAACUGGCUACAUCCGAAACCACCGGUCCAGAAGCAGAAAGUGUUGGUAGUGCCCCAAGUCCUGCCUUACCCCAAGUGGUAAGGAAUCACCAUGGUCCCAGAGGCAACAAGAACCGACACAGGGCAGGAUCAAAUUCACAAUCGUCUAGUUCCUCAUUAGCACUGACCUCUGAUGAGCAAGGAUCAUCAGGAGUCAAGAAGAUGGCUCCGAACAUCGACCGCUCUGUGAAGGACCUGCAGAGAUGCACUGCCUCGCUGACUCGCUACAGGAUGGUGGUCAAAGAGGAGAUGGACUCCUCCAUUAAGAGAAUGAAGCAGACAUUUGCUGAACUUCAGACUUGUUUAAUGGACAGAGAAGUGACCCUACUGGGGGAAAUGGACAAAGUGAAAGCAGAGUCAAUGAUGAAUUUAGACGCCCGGCAGAAGAGAGCAGAGGAGCUCAGGCGGCUGACAGAUCAGUCAGGUUCUAUGUCUGAGGAACAGUUGACUGAGCUGCGUGCAGACAUCAAGCACUUUGUGAGUGAGCGUAAAUAUGACGAGGACCUUGGAAAAGCUGUGAGAUUUACAUUUGAUCUUGAACCGCUGAAGGCGAGCAUCAUUGGGUUUGGAUCAGUUUACCAUCCACGUACAGGCUACUCAAAUCGGUCCCGCUGUAGCUCGACAUCCUCUUCUGUCACCAGCCCAGGCCUGCUAGAAACGCCUCCUCCUCCUGUUGUGACCCAAAGCGCCCCCAGCGAAAACCGCCCUCCGCCAAACAAACAGAUUUUCCAAGGCAACCGGCGUACUUUCCAGGGACAGGGGUAUCACUCGGGGGGUCAGCGGUAUAACGGCGGCUCCUACCACAACAGGAAUGCCAGUCGUGGGAACCACCGCUACCACGGCGACGGCGACGCUCCUUCGACUCACUCUAACAACUCGAGAGGUCCUCCCCGCUCCUCCUCAUCCGCCUACAACCAAGAUCGACCCUCUCAUAACGGGCUGCCCCAGAGGCCUCCGCGGACGCCCUGCCCUUGACAUUGGAAACCCUCGUUCUCAAUCAAACCCGUCUACUUUCCCUCGCACUCUCCUCUCCUCUCAUCUCCCCCACACCCUACACACUCUUCCCCCCCCCCCUCUACUAACUCCUUUCAAUGAAGAAUAGAAUACAAGUUUACAUAUUUCUGUAAGUUGAGCUAUAGUGCCACCUCUCCGCAUCAAUCCAUUCAUUCCUCAAACUUGAAAAAGCUCUCACUGCUCUGUAAUCGCUCCUGCUUUUGCAUUUCUUCCAUUCUGUUUAAGGUAACAGCUUCUAUCUUUAGGCCCCCCUUGAGAGAUCUCAUUGCUAUGCUACAGUCAGUUCUCUGGCAUUAAUUUGGGCAGAGACUGACAGGACUACCUGCAACAACUUGUGCACUAUUGAAGUUGAGCUCUUAGUACUAUUUCUAUUUUUGCCGUGGCUUGUGUCAGCUCUCUGACUUUGCACCUCAGAUAUAUAUAUAUAUUUUUUUUCUUUUUGUCUCCCAGAACCAUUUCAAUGCCUUCACCGUGGAAAGUGAAGUGACAGCGCAGAAGUAGUUCUAGCAUUAAACAGGGCAUUUCUGUCAUUAGGAGAGUAGACAUGCAAUCAACACUACAGACUAUCGUUAAUCUUUGUAGGCUUAAAAAAAAAAAAAAAGAAGAAGAAACAUAUCAAACUGUAAUCCAGAGCUUUUUGUAUGGCUGCUACAAACUGUGGGAACGUGUUGACGCUCAAAGAACUUAGGAGUGUUUGAGGGUAACUGAACAGAGAGGUUGCCUUCUUAAAGGAAUAGUGGGACAUUUGGGAUGCUACUCUUUCCUUUUCUUAAUGGGUAAUUUGAUACCACUCUUAUUUCUGUAUGCCCAAUUUGAAGCUGUAACCUGCAGCUGGUCAGCUUUACUUAGCAUGAAGACUGGAAGAUCGUGGAAACUUCAAUGUGUUGGCCUGCGAGCCUCUUUGACCUCAUGUCUAACUAAGUUUAAGAUCACAAGUCUUAACGGUGUAUCGUUUAUUUGGAUCAUGAUUUGAAUUCAAAAAGCCUGAUAUGAUGCCCCGCAUAAUCAGCUCAAUAAGAGGUCUGCAAUAAAAAAAAGAACAAUAUCAUAUGUCCAUUUAAUACAAUCAGUUUAUUACUAUCAAACAACAACAAAAAUGCUUUAACAAUAUAGUUUCUGACCUGUGAGACAUUUAUCUGGGAAAACAAUCUGUUCUUCAUAUAAUCACAUAUCCACCUGAAAGAUGACAACAGGGAGGUUUUGGGCUGUCAUUGAUAUUGUUAAUCAUUAAAUAGAUAUGUAGAUCAAUUUAUCAUUACACUCGCACUAAUUAGCUCUGAAGUUUUUACAGCUGUAACACGCACACAAAACAAGUUUGUGGUUUAAUGGACGGGAAGAGCAAAGCGAUCUGUUGACUCAUCUGCGGUUAGCUUACCAGCCCGUUGGUUUUAGCUUCUUGUUUACAUUACAGUAAGAGUGACAUCAAUCUUCUCGUCUCAACUGCCCAGAAAAUAAAUAAGCAAACAAACGUGGCACUGUUCCUUGACACGCUUUCCUCAAGUCGGUGAUGAAUCGCCCUCCCUACGGCCAGCAGGGUUACCGUGUGUUGCUGUUGUCCUCGGCUUGCUGUCCGUUCUUUUAUAACGAAGAGAGGGCUCAUUACCUUUUUUGUAGAAUGAUGUUCAAUAUGUUCAAACUCACAACAAAGAAAACUGUCCACAUGCUGUGUCUUGACAUUUACUCUGGAUUUUCUUCCACUAUCAUCUGUGUGAUCUUUUGUCUUUUGUUAUAUGCACAUGAAUGGCAUAUUUCUGACGUGCUUGCCUUCAGUCACAGAGAGACUUCACAUUUGCCUUUUCUAGAAACGUGGAUGUCUGCAUUACGAUGGCUUGCUAAUCAGAUGGUACUUGUAGAGCGGACACGCAGUUUAUGAAUAUAUGUGAGAAUAAGAUGCAAGGUCUUUUCUUCCCCUUUUUUUAUAUUCUCACUGUACCCGUUAUGUGAAAGUAACAUUGAUCAAGCUGAUGAAUGAUUAGGAUGGUUUUGUUGAUUUCUCUUUUUUUUUUUCUUUCUCUAUGGCUGCCAAGUAGAUGCGUCAUGGCUGUUUUGUCUCUUUCCAGCUUGUAACUAAAUGCUGGUGAGCACCUCAUUGGUGAUCUUUUUCAUGGCGUGUUUUCUCACAGUGGGCUUGUAUUUUAGGGAAAGAGACCCCUGGUGACUCCUCGUCUUCUUGUAGUUAUGUACAUACAGUUUGUUGAGCUGCAAGGCUGUGGUGUGAAACUGGUGGUAACAUUAUUGCUGCGUCUUCUUCAUAAUGCGUCGUCUUCCCUUGAGCAGACUUUUGGUAAACAUGUAUUUAAAAUGAUAUCUCCCCCCCCCUCCUCCUCCCCCCCCCCCCCUUUUUUUUUGUGAUCAUAGGGAGAUUCUUAUAAUUUGAGAUUUAAAAAAAAAUAUUUACCCCAGUCAUUAUGUUUUUGAAUAGAAAGAGAAAGGGGCACCAUCUUGUUUGCUAUCUUUGACAGUUAUGUGCUGUAAUGACACAUAAAUAUGUAACCUUGACUUUAAAGAGUAGUUCAACAAUUUUGGAAAUACACUUCUGCCCGUUUUACUCUUUAGAUAAAGAAUAAACUUUACUUUUUGGUGUUGCUUAUUGAGGUGUGUUGUCAAGGGAAGAAUGUGCUCAUUGUUGCCCCUUGUGGCUGUCGGGUGAAUAACACCCAGUCAUUCACAACUUGCGGCUUUGGUGCACUGCAAUGAGGAAAAGAAGACACAGUUCAAGAAACUGACUUGGCUGAUGAAUUAAAUAGAGAAAUUUAAGCUUAAUUUAAAGUAUUUAAUAACAUUAUUUUUCGAUUUUUUAUGGGGGGAAACACUUGUUUUGUUAACGCUAUGUUUAAUAAACUGCCCGCUCCUGUUAAAGAACAGCGCACAGCUUAGGUGUCUCACCUUUGUUCGACGUUUAAAGAUUUAUCCAAAGUUAAACAAGGCGACUUAACAAGGAAACUGUUUCAGGUCUGAAGUUUAAAAAGUCCUUGUAGCAACCCUGCACCAAAAGCUCUUGUUAAAACGCUGUAUCUUUAUUGAUACAAGACUACAUGGUGAUCUGGUAAUUGGUACCCAAUUGGUUGCCAGGCAACUGCUCGUAGCAGAGUCUAGCUAGCGCUUCCCCACUUUGUGAAAUACCGAUUUACUGUGUUUACACCUGCGUAUACGUGUGUAUUUCAGAAUCAACAAGUUUACGUGUUAGUGGGUCUUCAUGCUACCUGUUCCCCUGUCGACCUGCUCAAAUCUAAGCUACCAACUGCUUCUUAGAAGUCUCCUUGUCUACUGCCAGAAAGCGUAGAAGUGUAUUUCCAGAACUGACUAUUCCCAUAAGUCAUUUUGAGGUGUUCUCCUAUGCUAUAACGUCACAAAGAGUUUUACUGACUGACACAUAUUGUACCAAACUAUUUUCCUCAUACAGUUCUCUGCUUGAUGAUAGUGGGCUGCAGUUUCCAGGCAGCAGAUGAUAAAAAAAAAAAAAAAAAAAAAUCGGCUUUUAUUCCAACAUAUCUCCGAUGUUGGACUUGUCAAGACUCGGAAGAGAGAUUUUGUUUGUUUCACUUUAACCACUUUUUAUUUUUUGUUUUACAUUCCAAACUGUAGGAAUUUUUAGUUUAUCGCCAAAGAAAUGAUUUCGUCCUGUUUAAUGUGUUGCCUUUUUUUUUUUUUUUUUCUUUCUUCCUCUUCUCUUUCAACUUGUAAAGAUGUUCCAAAGGGGAUAAAUUCAACACGUCACCUUCUCUGCUUCUCAUUCCCAACCCACUAUUAUUUCUGAUUCCUUACUGUAUAUACAUUAUGUAGCUUUAUAAGUUUGUGCUCACAUGGGGCAUUUUGUAUGUGAUAUUCAUAUUAGGCAUAAUGGAAGUUAAAAAAUUUAGUUUGUUCAUUGUUUCAGUAAUCUCUGUGUCCUUCCUCUCAAGACGACCUUUCUGAGACAACUGUAAACUCAAGUGCCUUUUUCUUGUCUCCCACCGAUUCUUCAACGUCCCCUCCACCAGAAUAUGGACCAAAGACAUAAACCGUCCCAAACACCCCUCUCCUCUCUUUGCCCCCCACUCACUGAAUUGCACACUUUUCAUUUACUACAAAUAAACAGUUUGCAAUAUUGAA